ACGUCACUGGGAAAUUCCAGUGGGGAAGUAAAUUGUAUUAACAACUGUCCAAUUCACAUUCUAGUUGUCUUUUGUUCUUAACCAUUUGACAUAUACCAUCAUUGCUCAAUUUAAACACAUGUAUUUAGUCUGAUCAGAUAACACUGGUAGUGGCCGACAUCUGCCGCUGUUUAAUUAGCUCGAGCCACUACUAGACUAGAUACUUUAACAGCUUGCUAAUGAGUUCACCCAAACAGCAUGGCGCAAUAGGUGCGAAACUCAGUUCAAAUUAGGUUGGGACUGCCACUGCAAUUUCAUGUUGGAAUCGGAUUUGUGACCUCGUAAAGCAGUCACAGACACAAAAAUGGCUGAUGAGGAUUACCUGUCAAAUCAAACCCCGUUCUAUGAUCCACUAUGGGAUAUCUCAUCUUACUCGGACAUACCACAGCGAACAGUGGAUGGGCCGUACCUUCAGAUCACUGAGCAGCCUAAACAGAGGGGCUUCCGUUUCCGGUACGGCUGCGAGGGGCCGUCUCAUGGUGGACUCCCGGGAGCGUCCAGUGAGAAGAACAGGAAGUCCUAUCCUCAGAUCAAGAUCUGUAACUAUCAGGGCAUGGCUCGUCUGGUGAUCCAGCUGGUCACUAACUCCAGCAGCCCACACCUGCAUGCUCACAGUCUGGUGGGCAAGCAGUGUGAAAAGGGCAUCUGCAUCGCUGACCUGCAGCCCAAAGACUCCUGCCUCAGCUUCCCCAACCUGGGGAUCCUGCAUGUGACCAAGAAGAACGUGAUCAAGACCCUGGAGGAGAGGAUGAGCGAGGCCUACAGGAUGGGCUACAACAGUGGGCUCGCCAUCCACCCGGAAAUCGACGUCUACCAGGGAGAGGUCCGCUUCCCCAGGGAGCUCACAGAGCACCAGAAGAGCCUGAUCAGCAGUGCAGCAGGCCAGCAGUCUAAGGAGAUGGACCUGAGUGUGGUGCGUCUCAUGUUCACGGCCUUCCUGCCGGACAGCGACGGGGGCUACUCUCGCAGGCUGGACCCCGUCAUAUCAGACCCCAUCUUCGACAGCAAGGCUCCUAACGCCUCCAACCUGAAGAUCGUGAGGAUGGACAGAACGGCUGGCUGUGUGACUGGGGGAGAGGAGGUCUAUCUGCUCUGUGACAAGGUUCAGAAAGAUGACAUCCAGGUGCGUUUCUACGAGGAGGACGACAGGGGGAUGACCUGGGAGGCCCUGGGAGACUUCUCCCCCACCGACGUCCACCGGCAGUUUGCGAUCGUCUUCAAGACCCCCAAGUACCGGGACCUGAACCUGCAGAAGCCCACGUCGGUGUUCGUGCAGCUGAAACGCAAGUCUGACAACGAGACGAGUGAGCCCAAGCCCUUCACCUACCACCCUCAGAUCAUAGACAAGGAGGAGGUUCAGAGGAAGAGGCAGAAGACGCUCCCUAACUUCCAGGACUUCAGCGGCGGAGGGGGCAUGUUCGGAGGCGGAGGGGGCGGGCCCACAGCGGGGGGCGGGCCCGGCACGGGCGGAGGAGGAGGUUACUUUCAGGGCUAUUACAACAACUACAACACAGGCUAUGGAGCAGGGUUCUCCACCAGUAUGAGUGGAGGUGGGGCUGGCAUUAAACAUGCCCCUCAGAGCAGAGCGGAGGACAGCGGAGACGACGGCAGCGACCCAGACGAUGACCCGGCCUCAGGGGCCGUUCUGAGGAUCAGAGCCCAGCCGGGGCCCACCUCUCCUGGGGAGCUGGAGGAGGAGGGAGGGGCGGAGGUGGAGCCGGAGGUGGAGGGUGGGUCAGGAGAGACAGACCGAGCGUGUGUGUGGGAGGACAGGCUGCUGAGGGUAGCAGAGAGACAUGCAGCAGCUCUGUUCCAGUACGCCGUCAGUGGUGACACCUGCUGCCUGCUGGCCCCACAGCGCCACCUACUGACCACCCAGGACGAGGACGGAGACACGGGCCUCCAUCUGGGAGUGAUCCACAGCCAGACUGCAGCAGUGACCAGUCUGGCCCAGGUCAUAGCCAGCCUGCCUGGAGAGGAUGGCCUCAACAUGAGGAAUUACCUGUACCAGACUUCUUUGCACCUAGCUGUGAUCACCCAGCAGAAAGAGGCAGUCCAGGCCCUCCUAUUAGCCGGAGCUGAUGUCACUAUGGUCGAUCGCCACGGCAACACAGUGCUGCAUCUGGCUGCCCAGCAGAAGGAGGAAGGCAUGCUGGGAUUCCUGCUGCAACACCAGGAAGUGACCCAACUAGUGGAGCUCCCCAAUGCAGCAGGUGUGUGUGCGGUGCACCUGGCCGUGCUGGCAGACAGCCUGGCCUCGCUCAGGGCUCUCCUGCAGGCCCGCGCCAGCGUGGAGGUCCAGGAGAGGAGCUGCGGACGCACCGCCCUCCACCUGGCCACCGAGAUGGACAACGUCUCCCUGGCUGGGUGCCUGCUCCUGGAGGGCAACGCCAGCGUGGACUGCUGCACCUACAACGGCUCCACCCCCCUGCACAUCGCUGCCGGACGGGGCUCUGUCAAACUCACCGCCCUGCUCAUCGCCGCUGGUGCUGAUCCUCACAGAGAGAACUUUGAGCCUCUGUUCUUCAGAGAGGAAGACUCCUGCGGGGAGGAGGAAGAGGAGGAUGAAGGCUAUAUCCCAGGAACAACGCCACUCAACAUGGCUGCCAGUGCUGAGGUGUCGGAGGUCCUGAACGGGAAGGAGUACGAGCCAGAGACCCCCUUCUCAGUCUGCGUCCCUCCUCAAGGGGACAUGGGGACCCUGGGCCCGGACACCAAGCAGGCUCUGUGCCGGGUGCUGGAGGAGGGGGCGUGCGGGGGCUGGGAGAGCCUGGCUCGGGCCCUGGGCAUGGGCAUCCUCAGCUGUGCCUUCAGACUCAGCCCCUCGCCCGCCACUACGCUGCUGGACAGCUACGAGGUGUCUGGGGGAAUCGUCAAGGAGCUGGUAGCCGGGUUAGAGGCUGUGGAAAACGACAUGGCUCUCGCUGUCCUACAGGGGGCGCUGAAUACCACCAAGGAUGUUGCAGUAUUACAAAGCACAACAGAGCUCCAGGAUGUGUGCGUCUCCGGGGCGCUGGAGGACCUGAAGCUCGACGGCCAGCAGGACAGCGGCUGGUGUGACAGCGGCGUGGAGCUGUCCACAGCGUGAACGCCUAGCGACGCAAACGCCUAGCAACACAACCCUCGUCUCCCUACACGACCCCCGUCUCAUAUGCCAGUGAAAGACCGCCACCACAGCCCACUCUCUCCGCCACCACAGCCCACUCUCUCCGCCACCACAGCCCACUCUCUCCGCCUGGAAGGGACUUUGCAUAUGCACUCCUAGGUCAUCAAAGACUUCUUUUUAUAUGACAUGAAACUGUUUUUAUAUAGUGUUGUUAUCAAUAUUUCUUUCUUUUUUAAGAGUAAAGAGAACAUGUUUAAAUGAUUGUCAGUGAAACUGUUGGACAUUUACUAAUGAAUUCUUUGUUGGUAUACUCGACUGAGUACUUUCAAGGGAAAGUGGAAAAUAAGGAAGACAUUUAGUAGCCUAAUGUGUAUGCUAUGGUUCCAAAAUAAUCUUACAAUACGAAUGUUAGUUAUUUAAUUAUUUAGAUUGUAGUUAUCCACACUACAGUCUCCAUCACUGUGGAUGUUUCCUUGUUCAUAUAUUCAACUGUCAACAGAUUAGAAUUAUGCUUAUUGGUUGUUCAAACAAUUUGGAUAGCACAGGAUUUACAAUGGCAAAGUAUGUAGUGGUCAACGUUGGUUUGUCAUGGAACUUUACUACUUUUGGGAAUUUUUAACCCUUGUGCUGCCUUCGGGUCACAAUCACCCAAAGGUUCACAACGACCCAUCGUUGUGUUGCGACAACUUUACCCAAUACAAAAACAAAUAAAAAGGAUUUUUACCUUUGUGCUGUUGGGGAUCUGAGACAGCCCAACGGUUAAAAGAAAAUGCUUCACUUUAUAUUUGUAUGAGGUAAAGUUGUCGCAACACGACGGUGGGUCACAAUGACCGGAAGAUAACACAAGGGUUAAAGUAGCGGUUCAAACAUAUCAAUGUAUCACUCAGGUAAAACAGGUCAUGAUGAUUGUAGAAUGUUCUCUGCAACACCCUUGGCUCAGUGUACAACCUUCUCCACACCACUGGUGUCUGACAGUUGCUUGUGUUAAGCAUAGACCUCUUUAUACCCACUUGUUAUUGAGGUAAGAGGCCCAACACCUUGUCCUGAAGGCCUGUUUCUGUUAUUUUUAGACCUGUAUCAUGUACUCCAUCUCUGUAUCUUGGCACUUGAGUGAAAGUUUUGUAUUGUGUUUCAAUGAUUUCUCCAUGUGACAUUCAUCAGGUUAUCACUUGUUUGUUAACAGUUUUGGACUAGCCAGUACAGUUUAAUAUGCUUCAUGUUCUUAGUUUAACCCCUCCAUUGUAUGAGUUAAGAAAGUUCAUUUAUAAAACUGCUAAAAUAUACUCAAUUUCCAGGUUGUUUGGAGGGGAAGCUGGAAAAUGGGUGAAGCGGAUUUAAGAGACAUUUUUUUGUAUUUCAAACCGAAGGUUUGACAGGCACUGCAUCACUGUGGGGCUUACGCUGGGAUAUUUAUACAUGUACCCUGUCAAACUGCUUUGUGUACAGUCAGUUUGCUUCAACUGAUUAUUGUAAAACUUUUUUUAAAUAAAAAUGGUAAAUAGCUA
Molecule: messenger RNA, 4650 nt
Organism: Hypomesus transpacificus
Lineage: Eukaryota; Metazoa; Chordata; Actinopteri; Osmeriformes; Osmeridae
Gene: nfkb1
Product: nuclear factor of kappa light polypeptide gene enhancer in B-cells 1
Exons: 24
Coding region: 344-3127 (927 amino acids)
Biological process (GO): regulation of transcription by RNA polymerase II; innate immune response; non-canonical NF-kappaB signal transduction
Cellular component (GO): cytoplasm
Molecular function (GO): protein binding; DNA-binding transcription factor activity, RNA polymerase II-specific; RNA polymerase II cis-regulatory region sequence-specific DNA binding
Source: RefSeq, a predicted model, not a curated record